Messenger RNA from Mirounga angustirostris (Northern elephant seal), 364 nucleotides. RefSeq names its product protein transport protein Sec61 subunit gamma-like. Bases 1 to 237 code for a protein of 78 amino acids. Gene Ontology annotation, molecular function: transmembrane protein transporter activity. Gene Ontology annotation, biological process: protein targeting; post-translational protein targeting to membrane, translocation. Lineage: Eukaryota; Metazoa; Chordata; Mammalia; Carnivora; Phocidae. The record is from RefSeq and is a predicted model, not a curated record. Gene Ontology annotation, cellular component: Ssh1 translocon complex; membrane. The transcript has 2 exons.
AUGGACAAAAGCAGUUGGCUGGCAGUCAUCAAGGAUCAGGUAAUGCAGUUUGUUGAGCCAAGUCGGCAGUUUGUGAAGGACUCAAUUCGGGUGGUUAAAAGAUGCAUUAAACCUGAUAGAAAAGAAUGCCAGAAGAUUGCCAUGGCAACAGCAUUAGGAUUUGCUAUACUGGGAUUCAUUGGCUUUUUUGUGAAAUUAAUCCUUAUCCCUCUUAAUAACAUCAUUGUUGGCAGCUGAAUACCUUUUUAGAAGAGUUUUUCAUCUUGGGGAUUGGUGAAUAAGUGAGGAUUUGAGAAGCUCAAGGAGUAUUUGCCUAUAUGUUUUGUGUUUUUCUUUCAUUUUUUUGUCUUCCAAGGUGUUUUGU